This is a messenger RNA of Helianthus annuus (common sunflower), 1905 nucleotides long. Its product is annotated as nuclear/nucleolar GTPase 2. NCBI's taxonomy places the organism in Eukaryota, Viridiplantae, Streptophyta, Magnoliopsida, Asterales, Asteraceae. The coding region runs from base 142 to 1725 and encodes 527 amino acids. Gene Ontology annotation, cellular component: nucleolus. Gene Ontology annotation, molecular function: GTP binding. The record is from RefSeq and is a predicted model, not a curated record. The transcript has 11 exons.
UAAAUACUCCAGGGACUGUUUCUGUAACUCACUCAACAACAAAAACACCUCUCAGAACCCUAAUCUUAACAUCUCCACCACCCCUCACCUCAUCUUCUUCGCCAUUAUUCAAAACCCUAAAACUUCAAUUCACAUCCAAAAAUGGCGAAGAAGAGAGAGAAAUCAGUAAACGUAUCCGGAAAACCAAAGCACUCACUUGACGUCAACAGAGAUGCCGGACACAAGAACAAAAGUGGCGGCUCCGGCCGUACCGCCGCCACCGUUCGCCGCCUCAAGAUGUACAACACGAGGCCGAAGCGUGACGCCAAAGGAACGAUCCUGAAGUACGAUCUGCAGUCGAGAGAGCUUCCGUCGACUCGUAUUCAACCUGAUCGCCGCUGGUUCGGUAACACUAGGGUUGUGAAUCAGAAGGAGCUUGAGUUCUUUAGAGAAGAGUUGCAGACGAGAAUGUCGAGUAAUUAUAAUGUUAUCUUGAAGGAGAGGAAGUUGCCUAUGUCAUUGUUGAAUGAUCAUCAAAAGCAAACAAGAGUUCACCUUCUUGAUACCCAGCCAUUUGCCGAUGCAUUUGGACCAAAGGGGAAGAGGAAACGUCCUCGAUUACUGGCGUCUGAUUAUGAGUCGUUAGUCAAGAGGGCCGAUGGUUCUCAAGAUGCAUUUGAAGAAAAGUGUGGUGGUGUUGAUCCGACGGAUGAAAACGUGGAUGGAUUCAGGGAUCUUGUGCGCCACACGAUGUUUGAAAAGGGUCAAAGUAAACGUAUAUGGGGCGAGCUUUACAAAGUCAUCGACUCUUCUGAUGUUGUCAUCCAGGUACUGGACGCUAGGGAUCCUCAAGGUACAAGAUGCUACCAUCUUGAGAAGCAUUUAAAAGAGCAUUGCAAACACAAGCACAUGAUUUUAUUGUUAAACAAGUGUGAUUUGACUCCACCGUGGGUCACAAAAGGAUGGCUGAGGGUACUAUCAAGAGAAUAUCCUACGCUAGCGUUUCAUGCAAGCAUUACUAAGUCUUAUGGCAAGAAUUCUCUUCUGUCGGUGUUGCGACAAUUUUCACGCUUAAAAAGUGACAAGCAAGCGAUAUCAGUUGGAUUUGUUGGGUACCCAAAUGUGGGCAAGUCAUCAGUAAUCAACACCCUACGUACCAAAAAUGUUUGCAAGGUGGCUCCAAUUCCCGGAGAGACUAAAGUUUGGCAAUACAUAACGCUUACAAAGAAGAUAUUCUUGAUUGAUUGCCCUGGUGUUGUUUAUGGCAGCAGUGAUACAGAAACCGAUAUUGUUUUAAAGGGCGUGGUGCGAGUAACAAAUUUGCAUGAUGCUACAGAGCACAUCGGUGAAGUCUUGAAACGUGUCAAGAAAGAGCACCUAGAAAGGGCAUACAAGAUAAAAGAGUGGGAAGAUGAGAAUGACUUUCUGGUUCAGUUAUGCAAAUUAUCAGGCAAACUUUUGAGGGGAGGUGAACCGGAUCUAAUGACUGCGGCAAAGAUGGUUCUACAUGAUUGGCAGAGGGGUAAAAUACCCUUCUUUGUUCCACCCCCGAAGCAAGAUGACGUGGCAACCGAACCUGAAGAGUCUAGUGUUGCAGAGAAAGAUGUGGAUGAGAACAAAGAAGUAGCAGCAAAAAGAAGCAUUAAAAAUAUAGUUUCAUCACAGCAGCUUAAAGAUGUUCCUGUUCAAGAGGAUCUCUUCACUGAGAAUGAGUUAAAGGGGGAGUCAAAUGAAGAAGAAUCAUAGAUUUUCUCAGUUUUCAUAAAUUUUGAUAAGAUAUUGCUUGCAUUUUCGUGUAAUUUUAAGAGAGUUUUAAUUUAAAAAAAGUUGAUCAAAGUAGCUUGUAAUAGUUUUCUAUAAAUGUUAACUGUUACCCGGUUAGCUAUACUUAUAUAAAAAUGUGAAACCGGUUUGAUUGUCGGUCUA